CCGGCGCAUCACUCCGCGCCCUGCCGCCGACAUCGUAGCCCGUUCAUACUUCUCGUCUAUUAUUAAUUUAGUAAUAAUGUACAAAUUGGUACUCAUCUGUGCUUUGUGCUUGGUGAUUAUUGGUAAUGAGGCGCGUCCGAGAUGGCAGUUCUUACCGCCAGUGCCUGGCUACGUGCCCGUCUACAUCAGAUCUGGAGACACGCCGCUUGAGGAGAUCAAUCCAGAACUAGCUGAAGCCUUCCACGCGUUACCAGCUGGCAGGAGCGCUGGCAAACUGGUGGAUGCAGCACCGGAGAUACCUGAAGCAAACCAAUCUCAGCCUGACCUGGUAUUGGAACCAGAAGAAAACUACGAAAAGAAGUUUCUAGAGAAGAAAAAGAAAGCCACUGAAGUUGUUAAACCUAUCGAACGCAGAUAGACGUACUUAAAUCAUUUCUACAUACAUUUUUUUUAAAACAACAAAGUACACUGUGUUAUAUUGUUGUAAGAAAAGUUAAUUUGAUAAAAUAAUUCGCUAUUACAGCACCCUUGACAACACUGUGUAUUUCAAACUAUUUGAAUUACGUAACUUAAAAAAAAUACUAUUCUGGUGUUAAUAACUUAAUAUUCUAAUUAAUAACUUAGAAUACCUUAAAUGGUUUCUUUGAAGUAGCCUUUUAAAAAGAAUGCUUGCCAUCUGCUUUAUGGUUAUUUAAUUAUUUAUAGUGACUAGUUUUAGGUAGUUUAGGCAAACACAAACUUGUGAAAACUUUAUUUUAAUUAAACUUAUUAAAUAAAAA
This is a messenger RNA of Papilio polytes (common Mormon), 779 nucleotides long. RefSeq lists its product as uncharacterized. Bases 77 to 418 code for a protein of 113 amino acids. The record is from RefSeq and is a predicted model, not a curated record. The transcript is spliced from 3 exons. Lineage: Eukaryota; Metazoa; Arthropoda; Insecta; Lepidoptera; Papilionidae.